This is a messenger RNA of Botrytis porri, 312 nucleotides long. RefSeq lists its product as uncharacterized. The transcript has 3 exons. The record is from RefSeq and is a predicted model, not a curated record. NCBI's taxonomy places the organism in Eukaryota, Fungi, Ascomycota, Leotiomycetes, Helotiales, Sclerotiniaceae. The coding region runs from base 1 to 312 and encodes 103 amino acids.
AUGUCCAACACCAACUCCGCCUCCAACGACGAUAUGAAAACCACAUCUGCUAUCAGCAAUUUGUUGCCUUCGUUUAAAACUCCUGGUGUCCGAAAUAUAGAAGCAGCAUAUUCCCGCGCUGGCGCAAGUAAUAAUCACACACCGGGUUAUGCAUCAGCAUUAGGUUCGCAAUCUCAGAAACCGGGGAGUGAGGUGGAGCAGGGGGUGGGGAGUGAGAAGUUUAGAGAGGGAAUUAGUGAUCAGAGGGUUGAGCCAUCGGUCGUGGGCAAGUUAUUCAAUAACUUAAUAAACGGUACGGAUAAGUCGAAGUGA